This is a messenger RNA of Metarhizium acridum CQMa 102, 810 nucleotides long. RefSeq lists its product as uncharacterized. Gene Ontology annotation, molecular function: S-formylglutathione hydrolase activity. Gene Ontology annotation, cellular component: cytosol. Gene Ontology annotation, biological process: formaldehyde catabolic process. Lineage: Eukaryota; Fungi; Ascomycota; Sordariomycetes; Hypocreales; Clavicipitaceae. The record is from RefSeq and is a predicted model, not a curated record.
AUGGCAUUCACAACAAACGCCACAAUCGCCUCCUUCAACGGCCGCAUCCUCAAGCUCACCCACCAGUCCAGCAGCACCUCGACGCCCAUGAACCUCAACCUCUUCCUGCCCAACACGGCGUCGCCGUCCAACCCGGCCCCCCUGCUCAUCUACCUCUCCGGCCUGACCUGCACGCCAGACAACGUCACCGAGAAGGGCUUCCUCCACGCCCACGCCUCGCCGCUCAACCUCGCCCUCCUCUACCCAGACACGUCCCCGCGCGGCACCAACCUCCCCGGCGAGCACGACGCCUACGACUUUGGCAGCGCGGCGUCCUUCUACAUCGACGCCACCAAGGACCCCUGGGCCGCCAACUACCGCAUGGAGUCGUACCUCACCACCGAGCUGCCGGAGCUCCUCUUCGCCAACUUCAAGGAGCUCGACGCCCAGCGCGUCUCCAUCUCGGGCCACUCCAUGGGCGGCCACGGCGCCCUCACCCUCUUCCUCAAGAACCCCGGCAAGUAUAAGAGCGUGAGCGCCUUUGCGCCCAUCUGCAACCCCAGCCAGUGCCCGUGGGGGCACAAGGCCUUCACCGGGUACCUGGGCGACGACAAGGCCGAGUGGGCAAAGCACGAUGCCACCGAGCUGGUGAAGAGCUGGAAGGGGCAUCUAAACUGCCUGAUUGACGUGGGCACCGGGGAUAAUUUCUACAACAGCGGCCAGCUGUUGCCGGAGAACUUUGUCGAGGCCGUCAAGGGCGCGGGCGUGGAUGGCGUCAAUGUGCGCUAUCACAAUGUAAGUGGUGCUACUACCUGCCCUCUGGCGUAUUGA